Molecule: messenger RNA, 2735 nt
Organism: Orcinus orca (killer whale)
Lineage: Eukaryota; Metazoa; Chordata; Mammalia; Artiodactyla; Delphinidae
Gene: ACSBG2
Product: acyl-CoA synthetase bubblegum family member 2
Exons: 15
Coding region: 140-2197 (685 amino acids)
Cellular component (GO): membrane; endoplasmic reticulum
Molecular function (GO): long-chain fatty acid-CoA ligase activity
Source: RefSeq, a predicted model, not a curated record
GGAGCUGCGGCGGUGCGUAGGCGCUUCCUGAGGGGCGUGGAGGUACUGGCGGAUCCAGGAUCCCCCAAACUUGGGAACACGGGGUUACCAGGGAGAGAGCGGAGGAGUAUCCGAGGAGCCCUAAGCGCGAGGAUUCUUGAUGAAAAGCACUGUGAAGAAUGGUCUCUGUGGACCUGGAAGGGCUGAAACAUCAAUGACUCGAGAAGAGAAGGCCAAGGACCUUAAGGCAGGCAUGAGUCAAGAACGAGUUACUCCUGGGCUGUGGACCAUUCACCGAGAUGGAGAAGUCCUUAUGAGGCUUUCAAAACACGGGCCAGGCCAUGAGACCCCCAUGACCAUCCCUGAAUUUUUUCGGGAGUCAGUCAACCGAUUUGGGACUUAUCCAGCCCUCGCAUCAAAGAAGAAUGGAAAGUGGGAAGUUCUGAAUUACAACCAGUACUACGAGGCUUGUCGGAAAGCUGCAAGAGCCUUACUCAAGCUGGGCUUGGAGCCUUUCCACUCAGUCGGCAUCCUUGGGUUUAACUCAGUCGAGUGGUUCCUUGCGGCUCUUGGCGCCAUCUUCGCGAGGGGCUUCUGUGUUGGUAUUUAUGCCACCAACUCUGCGGAAGCCUGUCAACAUAUCAUUGCUCACGCCAAAGUGAACAUCCUGCUGGUGGAAAAUGACCUACAGCUGCAGAAAAUCCUUUCGAUUCCAAAGACCAAGAUGGAGACCCUAAAAGCAAUCGUUCAGUACAGGCUGCCAGUGAAGGAGAGCAAAUGUAACAACCUGUACUCUUGGGAUGACUUCAUGGAGCUUGGCAACAGCAUCCCCGAGUCCCAGCUGGACCAGAUCAUCAAGAGCCAGAAGGCCAAUCAGUGUGCUGUGAUCAUCUACACUUCUGGGACCGUAGGCUAUCCCAAGGGGGUGAUGCUUAGCCAUGACAACAUCACGUGGACGGCGGGGUCGGUGGCGAGGGACUUCCAUCUGGCUUACGCUCCUGAGAAGCAGGAGGUGGUGGUCAGCUACCUUCCUCUCAGCCACAUCGCAGCUCAGAUGAUGGAUGUCUGGAUACCCAUGAAGGUCGGGGCUUUCAUCUACUUUGCUCAACCAGAUGCACUCAAGGGCACUUUGGUCAACACUCUGCAGGAGGUAAAGCCUACCGCCUUCCUGGGGGUGCCCCGAAUUUGGGAAAAGAUGCAUGAGAAGAUAAAGGAAACUGUUGGCAAAUCUUCAAGCUUGAGGAGAAAGGUGUUCUCAUGGGCAAGAAAUAUUGGCUUCAAGGUCAACUCAAAAAGGAUGCAAGGGGGGCAUGACACUCCCAUGAGCUACCGCAUGGCAAAGGCCCUCGUGUUCACCAAAAUCAAGAAUUCCCUUGGCCUGGAUCGCUGCUGCAUUUUUAUCAGCGGGGCCGCACCCCUCAACCAAGAGACUGCUGAGUUCUUUCUAAGUCUGGACGUACCUAUAGGCGAGGCGUACGGUAUGAGUGAAAGCUCAGGACCCCAUUCCGCGUCCAGCCCAGAGAACUACCGGAUUCUAAGUUCCGGCAAAGUCACGACUGGGUGUAAGAACAUGCUGUACCAGCAGACCAAGGACGGCGUUGGGGAAAUCUGCCUCUGGGGCCGGCAUGUCUUCAUGGGCUACCUGGAGAGCGAGGACGCGACCGUGGAGGCCAUCGAUGAGGAGGGCUGGCUCCACUCUGGGGACCUCGGCCGCAUGGACAACCAGGGCUUCCUCUUUAUCACAGGCCGCAUCAAAGAAAUUAUCAUCACUGCUGGCGGCGAGAAUGUGGCCCCCAUUCCCAUCGAGAACCUGGUUAAGGAGAAGAUUCCCAUCAUCAGUAACGCCAUGUUAGUGGGAGAUAAGGCCAAGUUUCUGAGUGUCCUCCUGACGCUGAAGUGUGAGGUCGACAAGACGACUGGAGAGCCACUGGACAGACUGACCUGGGAGGCCAUCAGGUUCUGCCGGGAUGCAGGCAGCCAGGCGACCACCGUGUCCGAGAUCUUGGAGCUGCGAGACCCUUUGGUCUACACGGCCAUCCAGAAAGGCAUAAAUGCCGUGAAUCAGUGUACCAUCUCCAACGCGCAGAAGAUUCAGAAGUGGGUCAUCUUGGAGAAGGACUUUUCCAUCAGUGGCGGGGAGCUAGGUCCAACAACAAAGAUUAAAAGACAUUUCAUAAUGCAGAAAUACAAAAAGCAAAUCGACAACUUCUAUCAGUGACGUCAUUGGCAGAGCUGCUCCCGGCUGCCCCGAUGGUGAGACUGGCUUCGCUGGGCUGUGCCUCAGAUGAGUCCAACACAGCUGGUCCCCCCCGAGCGGCAGCCUCCAAGAGGAAGACCCCAUCACGACGUGAUUUGCUGCUCUGGGCAGGGACUUGAGUCUCUCGUGUUUUUAAGAAGUCAGAUUCCCCAUGGGUCAGUCUCUUUGUCAUCCACCUGUUGAAGAGGUACCCCCCUCUCAGACCUGCCAUGCCUCUUGAAGCGACAGGGCCAUCACAGACCUCUGAAUUCCCAUGAACCUUCAGGGCGUGAUCCUGGGAAAGCUGAUGGGGAGGUCUCUGAAGAACUGCCUGUUUUAAAGAAAGAUCUGACCUCGUGGGUUCCAACUGGCUUUUUUCCCUCUUCGGAGGAUUGACUUGAGACAUCAGAGAAGAAAAGCUUUCACACGUGUGAAGAAGAACUGGGCCCCCGAACCUACCUGCCUUCCUGGGAGCAACUUGAAAACCCUUCCACUAAGUUCUGACAAUAAAGCACUUCAA